AUGGUAAAAGUUUCACAAUUUUUCCUCGAUUUUGUUAUGGAAGAGUUGCAAAACAAUGAAAGUUUAAACUCAAGCAAAAAUAUGUCUGGUGACAGCAAAAUCAGUGAUGAGCAGAUUUUCGACAAUAAGGAUAAAUUGCUUACUUGGGUACGUGAUAUUGGAAAGAUUAAUGGCUUUGUUAUUAUUAUUAGAACAUCAGACUAUGGUGGCGGUCGCAAGAGACCAAGAAUUUAUCUUGAUUGUGAGCGGAGUGGCAAGUAUAGAUCGCAUAACAAGUUGAAAGAUGGUUCAGAAAACUUGUUGAGACAAACUGAUACGAAGAAGUGCAAAUGUCCAUUUGAUUUGAGGGCAUACAAGUUGAAAACAAACGAUGAAUGGACAUUGAAUGUAGUUUGUGGACUCCAUGAUCAUCCAAUUGUGGAGCAUCUACAAAGACAUUCAUAUGUAGGGAGAUUGUCAGCUAAUGAGAAGUCACUAUUAGUAGAUAUGUCAAAGAGCCUGAUAUGA
Molecule: messenger RNA, 507 nt
Organism: Camellia sinensis
Lineage: Eukaryota; Viridiplantae; Streptophyta; Magnoliopsida; Ericales; Theaceae
Product: iron-regulated transcriptional activator AFT2-like
Biological process (GO): thymine catabolic process; cellular response to iron ion starvation; positive regulation of transcription by RNA polymerase II
Cellular component (GO): mitochondrion
Molecular function (GO): DNA-binding transcription factor activity, RNA polymerase II-specific; methylmalonate-semialdehyde dehydrogenase (acylating, NAD+) activity
Source: RefSeq, a predicted model, not a curated record